Parascedosporium putredinis is the source of this 1182-nucleotide messenger RNA. Lineage: Eukaryota; Fungi; Ascomycota; Sordariomycetes; Microascales; Microascaceae. The record is from the annotation of a GenBank genome assembly.
AUGAGCCUUCGCGUUAGCAACCUCCGAUUUGAUCACCACGAGUCAGGUCUAGGUGUUGCCAGCGCUUCGCCAUGCCUGUCGUGGAAGCUUGUCCCCGCCGCCGGAGCAAGUGAUAUCCCGAAGGAUUGGCUACAGACAUCGUAUGAGGUGGAGGUGAAGCGCGCCUCCGGCAUCAAGAACUUUCCAAACAUACGAGGCAACACCACCACCCUCGUACCAUGGCCAGAUGAUCCUCUAGUGUCUCGCGAGGUUGUCGAGGUCCGUGUCAAGUCAACUGGGACGGAUGGAAUAUCUACAGAGUGGUCGGCCUGGAGAAAGGCCGAAGCAGCCUUGUUCAAUCCAGAAGACUGGCAAGCCGACUUUAUAACCGCGCCGAAACGAAAUGACGAGAAACACCCCGACGAGAACGAGGUUGGCGAAGGUUGGGUCACACAGGAAAUCAAGCCUAUAGACAUGUUUAUGGACGCGGAUGGCAAGACACUCGUGGAUUUUGGACAGAACUUGGUUGGUAAAGUGCGCAUCUCGAAGCUCGCUCGGCCAGAGGAACACGCGUUACAAUCCGUUACGCUGAAGUCCUUGAGAAUGGGAAACUGGGCACCCGGCCGCUCCGAGCAGCUAAGGCGACGAACAGCAUUAUUUUUGGCGACAGGGGACGUCCUUGACCCGCUCUCGCUGGACUCGCUCACUGCGCUUGUCGUGCAUACGGACAUGCGACGGACUGGCUUUUUCACUGUGUGGGACGAUGUCGUGAUAAUCCUUCCCUGGAACUUGUAUAAGUACUAUGGAGAUUCAGAAGCACUGAAAGAAGCCUACCCGGGUAUGCAAGACUAUCUUUCUAGCAUCCAGCGCUCUCCUGAUGGUCUUUGGACGGAGGAUGGGUUGUGGCAGCUGGGAGAUUGGUUGGAUCCAAAUCCGCAGGAGCCAGGCCUUGCCCGUACCGACGGGGUGCUUGUGGCUGAUGCAUUCCUUGUCCACGUCACUGGACUAAUGGCCAAGAUUGCUGCCGUUCUACAUAAGGAGGCCGAUGUUAUCCGUUACGAAGCCGACAUGAGAAGACUUCGUGAGUGCUUUCAGGAUAAAUAUAUAACUCCAAAGGGCCUUGUUGCCGGUGACUCACAAACAGCAUUGGCCCUUGCCCUAGUUUUGGCCUGCACGGCGAGGGUGCUGCCCAGAGGAAAGUAG